UACCUCGUCCACGGGCCCCAGAAGCGUCCUCCCGUGGAACGUUCCCCGCUGGGCAUCCUCUUCUCGGUCGUGGCGUUCUCCUCGACGCUGCAGUCAUCUCGAAGAGUCCCUUCGCGAAGGUAACGCGCGAGUGUCAGCUAUCUUGUGGAUCAACUGCUGUAGUGAACGGUUUAGUCGAAGAAGAAGACAGGAUGAAAUCGAUCGGGAGACUCGUUUGCCUUGUAUGGGUGGCUGCGCUCGGAGCCUGUGUCUUCGGGCUCCAACGGCCACCACCCAGGUACUCGCAACAGUACAUGCCGGAAACUUCCUUCACUUGUCGCAAUAAGAUCGUAGGAAGCUAUUACGCCGACCCAGAGACUGACUGCCAAGUCUUUCACGUCUGUGUGUCCGUGUCCGGCACUAUUCAGGAUUACAAGUUCUUGUGUCCCAACGACACAGCGUUCGACCAAGAAAGUCAAACCUGCGCGGACUGGUACGACGUCGACUGCGAGGCGGCUACUCUGUACUACGCCAGCGAUAAUUUUGACCUGUACAGAUUAGGAUCCGGCCUGGAGUCGCUUCAUUACGAUAGCAUACGCAGCGACGCCGAGCCCCAAGACCAUCUUCAACGGUCUGAAACGAGUGACCCUGUUCGUUCGUCGGCCAACACUCUCAACAGAGUGUCGUCGGGAAGCUUUAACGCCAACAGGGAUCUCCGAGGCAGCAGCAGUGGCAAUUUUUACAAUAAUAGAAACGGCAAGGAUGAGGAUUAUGAGAGCGAGAAAAGCUACAAGGACGAGAUUGCUCAAGAAAAAAAGAAGACCGGAGUGAGAAAGGUCAGCAGGAAGCAGCAGUACAAUGACAAUGGCAACAAUAAUUACGUAGCAUCCAGUACUGCUGUACCUGCCGCUGCUCCUGCUAAUCAGAAUACUUAUACCGGCUUCUAUAGUGGUAAUAAUUACAAUCAGCGAGCCAAUGGUUUCGUAUCGUCGACCAGUGCAAGGCCUCUAGAGAAUUUCAACAGGAAUCAACAAAAUACGCAGAGAUAUAACACGCCGUCUUCGACGUACAGGCCCAGCACCAAUUAUCAGAAUAAUUACAACUUCCAGUCUCCUAGCACGACGACCAAAACGACUAUUUACAACGCUUACAACACCAAUCCCAAUUACAAUCAACAAAAUACCGGUGGCUUCAGUCAGAGUACCACGGUGAAGCCGACUAGCUAUAAUAAGAAUUACAAUCAGAAUUAUAAUAACGGCGCUCAGUUCACGCAAUCCACAACCUUGCAACCUAGCACCAAUUACCAGCCAAACGAUUACACAAACUACCAGAGAAAUUACAAUAAUAUUCAACGUACAAAUAAUAACGUACCUUAUCAGUCUACCACUGCUACACCUACCGUCUACGAUAAUAAUUAUAAUAAUAACAACAAUAAUUACAAUAACAACAAUAAUAAUGGACAGUACAGAAGUAGUACAACCAUCAAACAGGAUAUCUCUCAACCAACCACUAAAUAUUUCCCUAGUUUUACAAGCAGCAGUUACGCCCCUACUACAUAUAGCCCAGCCACAAAGAAGUAUAUUCCUAAUGACAAUGCCCAGGCUCAAACAGCUGUGAGGACCAGCGAAAGCGGACAGUACUACGAAAAAUCUAACCAACCUAUCAAAAGUUCAUCUCAAUACUACGACAGCACCAAAGCACCAAAGAAAGCCACGCAAUACAACAAUUACGAUGGAACAAAUGGGAAAUACUAUACCGAAACCAGCACCGGAAAUUAUGAUCUAGCAAGGUCUUCGGUUGGAAUUGGUUUCAGUCCUGCUAGUAUCAAUCAUUUGGCUGAAACACCAAGGUCUACUACUCCAGUACCAAGGAGAAUUUCUACAGCCACCACGUACAAUCCCAACAAUUUCAACUCUAAUACCCAAAGAUCGCCACAAACACCAACAACUCCUAGGGAAAGUACUUAUGUUAGUGGAUCCGCCAGACCGUUUUCAUCCACGACGAGGUUACCUAGUACCACUACAACGCGACCAAAAUCUGGGAAAAAAAAUGACUACGACUAUGCCUAUUAUGAUAACACUGCUGGACUAGAAUACGAUAGUCUGGAUCUGGAACACGUAACCGGAAACAAGGAAUCAACGAAGAUCGCAAGGAAUUGAUUCUUUUUGCUUUAAUCGAAUCCUUUGAGAACACACAUCUAUGCCACACGAUUGAAUAGGUUCAAUUUCCGCGAAGCUACGGAACUUGCUGAAUUUAUGAAUAAUAGUGGCCAGUGUAUUUGUCAAAAUCGGCUUUCGAUGAUAGCAGAAGAAGAAUAUAUUGAAAACCGAUUUUGUUGUAAAGAGUAGAUCGCCUUAAGUAUAAUAUAAAUAGUGAUUUCUUAAAAUCUAAUAAUAACGAGUAUGUAUUUCGAUAGACCUGUUCUCUUUCUCUGAUUUGUUCUUACAGUAUUGUAGGCUAAAGAAUUAUGCGAGUGGAAAGUUCUUUUGCGUUAGAAAUUACUAUUUCUAAUUUAUCGAUUAUUCUGAAAUUAUUGUUGUUACUGAGAAAAUAUUAUCUUAUUAAUAACGCAAUUUUCUUAUCGAAAUUUGAUGUCUUUUGUACAUAUAAUGAAAGAUGGUUUAAAUCUAACGAUAAUGUCACUAUUCGCAUACUAAAAUCUGCGGACUGAGUGUAUAUAUUAUAUGUAUUUUAAU
This is a messenger RNA of Bombus terrestris (buff-tailed bumblebee), 2675 nucleotides long. Its product is annotated as homeobox protein 2. NCBI's taxonomy places the organism in Eukaryota, Metazoa, Arthropoda, Insecta, Hymenoptera, Apidae. The transcript has 4 exons. The record is from RefSeq and is a predicted model, not a curated record. Gene Ontology annotation, molecular function: chitin binding. Gene Ontology annotation, cellular component: extracellular region. The coding region runs from base 192 to 2138 and encodes 648 amino acids.